AUGGUUUCUCUCGCCUUGUUCGGCUGGGGAACCCAGACCAACUCGGUGAUUGAUCUGAAAGUGCCUGCGGGAGUCUAUCAUUUUGAAUUUAUCAUCUGGAGAACGAUCUGGACCAUUCUAAUUUGUCUGCUUAUCGGAACUAAUAUUGUUCCACCCGAACACACUGGGUUUGUCGAAAAUUUGAUGGAAGUCAUUCGUUCUGGCAAGUCAUCAAUUAUAACCCAUUUCGGAGGAGCCAUGUUGGCUGGUAUUCCAGAUAUGAUAUUCCAAAUAUUCCUAUUUGCGAAUAUUGAUGGAUCUGGACUUGCUAGCACCGUCCCUAUCCAAGUGGGAAGCGACACUGUUUUCGGAGCGAUCCUUACACUGAUCAUCGAUCGCAGAGCCAAACUCCAAUUCUACAUUCCUGGACUUAUCAUCAACUGCAUCGCCAUUCUCCUCAACGCUGUCACCUAUCGAUCCCUUCACAACGAAAAUGUAGCUAGAGACAAGGAAGCUCUUGUUCCACAAAACGAUUAUCACAGCAAAUUCUCUACGACCAAAAUGAUCCUCAUCGCGCUGGCCGGCGCUCUCUGUGGUGUUCCCUUUGGACCGGGAACUGCCCUAGGAGGAAAGGAACCCAAUGCGUUGAAUCCUUAUUCCUUAGCUCUUGUUUUCUGCAUUUCUGGUCUUCUCGCUGCCCCUUUCUGUUCUUACUUGUUAAUGCGCUAUCCUUUCCAAGGAGAGCCUUGUUCGAUGCGUGAUUGGUGGAAUUGCACCUGGAAGCAGCGAUGGCCCGCGAUUUGGGGAGGUCUCAUGUGGGCGAUUGGAACUCUGGGCUAUUCGCUGGCAGCUCCGCAUUUGGGGUAUUCUGUAGCGUUUGUGUUCGGGCAGUCGACGCCGUUCGUCACCUCUCUGUACUCAAUCUUCUAUUUUAAGGAGUUCGCGCAUGCAGGGAAAAAGACGUGGACCUGGGAGAUACUGAUGUUGCUUUCGUUCUCAGUCUCUCUGGGAUUAAUGUGCUGUGCGCAAGAAUGUUUUGUUUGUUCGUACACUUGA
Messenger RNA from Blastocystis hominis, 1035 nucleotides. RefSeq lists its product as hypothetical. The record is from RefSeq and is a predicted model, not a curated record. Lineage: Eukaryota; Bigyra; Opalinata; Blastocystidae. The transcript has 4 exons. The coding region runs from base 1 to 1035 and encodes 344 amino acids.